AUGGGCAUGGCAGGCACUGUCGCCAAUGGCGGCGCUCCUCGGCCCUCGAAGAUCCCCUAUUGGCGCCUUGUCUUCGACCAAAAAGUCGUCACCCCGGAGAUCAUCGAUUUUAACUACGAAGGGUUAGGGACAGAAGAAUCGCCCUAUGUCGUCACCUGGCUUCCUAAUGAUCCUCGAAACCCUAUGGCUUUUGGUAAUCUCUCGAAAUGGGUAUAUACUAUCCUAGUUUCCUUCGUGACCCUUACUGUCGCCCUGGUGUCAUCAGCAUACUCGGGAAGUAUAAGUCAGGUUGUUAUAGAGUUUCAAUGUGAGGAAGAGGUUGCCAUCCUCGGUAUCUCGCUAUUCGUUUUGGGCUUCGCCUUCGGCCCGCUACUAUGGGCUCCGAUGAGCGAGGUGUUCGGACGCCGUAAUGUUUUCUCGGUGACCUUUGCGCUUCUCACAGCUUUCAAUGCAGGGGCUGCGGGUUCAAAGAACAUUCAAACGCUGGUCAUCCUUCGCUUCCUGGCCGGAUUCUUCGGAUCAUCACCUUUUGGCAACGCGGGCGGCACGAUUGCAGAUUUGUUCCCCGCGGCCAAACGUGGUAUCGCUAUCAGUCUCUUCGCUGCAGCACCUCUUUGCGGACCUACUAUUGGCCCCGUCAUUGGUGGCUUUCUGGGCGCCGGAGCAGGCUGGCGCUGGGUGGAAGGAUUCCUGGCAGCAUUUUCCGGCGUGAUGUGGUUAUGCCUUAUCUUCUUCCUGCCGGAGACAUAUGCACCAGUUCUCUUGCGCCGACGGGCUGAAAAGCUGUCUGAAUUGAGUGGCAAAGUCUACCGCAGUAAACUGGAUAUGGAGAGAGGCAAGGUGUCUUUAGGCCAAGCAUUGAAGACUGCCCUGUCACGACCUUGGCUCAUGCUCUUCAGAGAACCUAUUGUGCUGCUUCUCUGUAUCUACAUGGCCAUCAUCUAUGGAACGCUUUACAUGCUGUUUGCAGCUUAUCCUAUCGUCUUUCAGGAGGCACGCGGUUGGAGCGAGGGUAUUGGAGGCUUGGCCUUUUUGGGUAUCCUAGUCGGAAUGGUAAUUGCAGUUGCUCUCACUAUUCCUGACAACCUAGAUUAUGCGAAGAAAUGCCAGCAAGCCAACGGCCGUCUGCCUCCCGAGGUUCGUCUGCCCCCAAGUAUCCUUGGAGGGAUUGCCCUACCUAUUGGCCUUUUCUGGUUUGCCUGGACCAACUACCCGUCCAUCCACUGGAUGGCAUCUGUGGCUGCAGGUGCCCCAUUCGGGUUCGGCUUGGUAUUGGUAUUCCUGAGUGUUUUCAACUACCUCAUUGACGCAUACACGAUCUAUGCCGCAUCGGUUCUGGCGGCGAACUCGGCUCUCCGGUCUUUGCUCGGCUUUGCGUUCCCGUUGUUCACGACCUACAUGUACGAGAACCUCGGUAUCCAUUGGGCUUCCUCAAUCCCCGCGUUUUUGUCGCUUGCGUGCCUUCCUUUCCCUAUCGUCUUCUACCUGUAUGGUGCUCGCAUCCGCAAGCGCUGCCUCUAUGCUGCCCAGGCAGAGGCGUUCAUGCAGAGACUUGCUGCUGCGGCGCAGCAAAGCUCGGCUCCUCCACCCAAGUCUGACGUGGAGAAGGGGGAAUCUGUCGCUGGAGCUGAUAAUGUUGUCAGCGACGAUAGUGAUAGUGACAGCCUCUCCAGUAUGCCUUCUAGGGGUGCAAUGGAACGGCGGGCGUCGCGCGCUUCCAAGAAAUCCACUCACUCGCUUGCUCGUACAGUCACAUACGAGGAGAAUCCGUACGAUAUUGAUCGAGUCAAUACGUGCAACUCUACUAUCAGCGGCCGUCCUAGGAAGAAUUCGACCAAGGCAUGA
Molecule: messenger RNA, 1845 nt
Organism: Aspergillus eucalypticola CBS 122712
Lineage: Eukaryota; Fungi; Ascomycota; Eurotiomycetes; Eurotiales; Aspergillaceae
Product: MFS transporter
Exons: 1
Coding region: 1-1845 (614 amino acids)
Biological process (GO): xenobiotic detoxification by transmembrane export across the plasma membrane
Molecular function (GO): fluconazole transmembrane transporter activity
Source: RefSeq, a predicted model, not a curated record